UGGUCGGCCCUGCGCGGGAGGAAGUGGGGAAGGCGCAGUUGCGCGCCUCGAGGAAGCUGCCUUCUAAGCCAGGAGGGCGUGGGGAAGCUGUGGCGACCCUGAUGCUGCGCUCGCUGUACCCGCUGCUCUGCCUGUACGUGCUGCAUGUGCCGGGGCGGCCCCCGCAGGGCGCGAACAGAGGCGAGGUAGUUGCUGGUGCCGCUGCCCACGAAGUUGACGCCGCCUUGUACAGGGAGCGGGUCCGAGCCAUGUUCUAUCACGCCUACGACAACUACCUGGCGCACGCCUUCCCCUACGACGAGCUCCGGCCGCUGACUUGCGACGGGCAGGACACGUGGGGCAGUUUCUCUCUCACGCUGAUUGAUGCCUUGGACACACUACUUAUUUUGGGAAAUGUCUCAGAGUUCCAGAGGGUCGUCGACGUGUUGCAAGAGGGGGUGGAUUUUGAUAUUGAUGUAAAUGCAUCUGUCUUUGAAACCAAUAUCCGAGUGGUAGGCGGCCUCCUUUCUGCUCACUUGCUGUCUAAGAAGGCUGGUACUGAAGUGGAACCAGGGUGGCCAUGCUCAGGUCCUCUCUUGAGAAUGGCAGAGGAAGCAGCUCGCAAACUUUUACCUGCUUUUCAGACCCCAACUGGGAUGCCAUUUGGGACAGUGAAUUUGUUGCACGGAGUAAACCCUGGAGAGACCCCAGUUACCUGUACUGCUGGCAUUGGGACAUUUAUAGUGGAAUUUGCCACAUUAAGCCAUCUUACAGGUGAUCCGGUGUUCGAGGAUGCAGCCAGGAAAGCUCUUAAGGCCCUGUGGAAAAAUCGCUCUGAUAUUGGACUAGUGGGUAAUCACAUAGAUGUGGUCACUGCCAAAUGGGUAGCCCAAGAUGCUGGGAUCGGUGCUGGGGUAGAUUCCUAUUUUGAAUACCUUGUUAAAGGAGCCAUUCUCCUGCAGGAUGAGGAACUGAUGUCCAUGUUCCUAGAAUAUAACAAAGCCAUUAAGAACUACACAAAAUUUGAUGACUGGUACCUGUGGGUUCAGAUGUACAAAGGGACAGUGACUAUGCCCAUCUUUCAGUCCCUGGAGGCUUACUGGCCAGGCUUACAGAGCCUUAUAGGGGACAUUGAUAAUGCCAUGCGGACUUUCCUCAAUUAUUAUACAGUGUGGAAGCAGUUUGGUGGACUUCCUGAGUUCUACAACAUUCCUCAGGGUUAUACCGUGGAAAAGCGAGAGGGAUACCCACUUAGACCUGAGCUGAUUGAGAGUGCAAUGUAUCUGUACCGUGCUACACAAGAUCCUACCCUUCUGGAACUGGGAAGAGAUGCUGUGGAAUCCAUAGAGAGAAUCAGCAAGGUGGAGUGUGGAUUUGCAACAAUCAAAGAUCUGAGGGAUCAUAGACUAGAUAAUCGUAUGGAAUCCUUCUUCUUAGCUGAAACUGUGAAAUACUUGUAUCUACUGUUUGACGCAGACAACUUCAUGCACAACGAUGGAUCUACCUUUAAUAUAGUACUGACACCUUAUGGGGAGUGCGUCCUUGAUGCAGGUGGAUAUAUCUUCAAUACUGAAGCUCACCCCAUAGACCCUGCUGCCCUGCACUGUUGUAAGAAACAGAAGGAAGAGCGUUGGGAAAUAGAAGACUUGAUGAGGGAAUUUUACUCUCUAAAGAGAAACAAAAAAUUAACGUUAAAAAGAACCACAGACAAAAGUGAAGGGGAAAGCCAGAAACCCUCUGUGGAUACUUCCUCAGAGGAUGGUCGGAUAAAAACAAACUUGAAGAACAAUACAAAAAGGAAAAUAUCUCCCUUGAGUUGUCCCAAUCAGCCCUUUAACUCCAAACUUGAAGUAAUGGGACAGGUCUUUUUAGACAACACAUAACUCAGUUUUCAUUGUGAAUUCAAAUAUUUGUACAUAAUAAAUCUGUUUUGGACUCUA
Molecule: messenger RNA, 1919 nt
Organism: Alligator mississippiensis (American alligator)
Lineage: Eukaryota; Metazoa; Chordata; Crocodylia; Alligatoridae
Gene: EDEM2
Product: ER degradation enhancing alpha-mannosidase like protein 2
Exons: 11
Coding region: 102-1862 (586 amino acids)
Biological process (GO): carbohydrate metabolic process; mannose trimming involved in glycoprotein ERAD pathway; endoplasmic reticulum mannose trimming
Cellular component (GO): endoplasmic reticulum; membrane
Molecular function (GO): mannosyl-oligosaccharide 1,2-alpha-mannosidase activity; calcium ion binding
Source: RefSeq, a predicted model, not a curated record